Beta vulgaris subsp. vulgaris (sugar beet) is the source of this 877-nucleotide messenger RNA. Its product is annotated as RING-H2 finger protein ATL80. NCBI's taxonomy places the organism in Eukaryota, Viridiplantae, Streptophyta, Magnoliopsida, Caryophyllales, Amaranthaceae. The record is from RefSeq and is a predicted model, not a curated record. The transcript has a single exon. The coding region runs from base 131 to 691 and encodes 186 amino acids.
CCUCCCAUUUAGUCCAUAUUCUUUACUUCCUCUGACCCCCCUGCCCCUCUUUCUCCUCAUCCAAAUCCCCAAAUUUCUCUCUCCUCUUUUUCUCUUACAUACACAUACACAUACACAUACACAUACACACAUGAGAUUCCUCCGAAGCCUCAACGCCUCCUCUUCCUCUUCACCUCCCGGCGUUGACGAUGGUGACGGUGAAAACAUCGACUCGGACUUUGUCGUGAUCCUCGCCGCCCUCCUCUGCGCACUAAUAUGCGUCCUUGGCCUCGUCGCCGUCGCCCGGUGCGCUUGGCUCCGCCGCUUAGCCGGAGGCGCAACCUCAGCCUCAUCUCCGGCAAACAAAGGGCUAAAAAAGAAAGUCCUGAAAUCUCUACCUAAGGUGGCUUACUCCGCCGACCAACACGCCGGAAAACUCUCCGACGACUGUGCUAUCUGCUUGUCGGACUUUUCCGCCGGCGAAGAGAUCCGUGUGCUUCCUCAGUGCGGCCAUGGAUUCCACGUGUCGUGUAUUGACACGUGGCUUGGAUCUCACUCUUCCUGUCCUUCUUGUCGUCAGAUCCUCGCCGUUCGUUGCCAUAAAUGUGGCGGCGGCUUGCCCGAUUCUUCAUCUGGAGCUCCGCCUGUUGGGGAUGAUAAUAAUAAUAAUAGUCAUAUUCAUCAUCAUCAUAACAAUACUUUCUUACCUUAGCACGCCUUUUCUUUUCUUUUCUUUUUUUUUUAAGGAAAUUUCGCUUAUUUUUUUAGGGGUUAAGUUUUUCUUCUCUUUCUUGCUAAUGGAGUACAUAUUUGUGUUCUUUUUAAAUCUUGAAAUAGUGUAGUAUAUAUAUAGAUAGAAUUCAUAUCUCAUGAAAUGAAAUUAUUUAGAGUUUGUGUA